CAAGAGCUGUUUAGCGGAUUAGCUGACCGAAGCGUCUGUCCUGCAAGAUGCGCUUGCAACAUUUGCCAUUGCUGUUGGCGCUGUUUGCUGUAGGAGCAGCAGCAGCAGCAGCAGCCGCAGCUGCUGGCACAGCCAGCAAGGCAAAGAGCGAAGCCAAGACCAAAGCUGAGCCCGCUAGCGUUGCCAGCAAGAAGCCCACAUCGACCAACUCCUCAGCGGCCACCAGCACCACGCGCCAGUCGAAGUCCCUGAAGUCGCUGCCCGGCGAGAAUCGUGGCAAGCGCACGCUCUACGACUUCGGCAACGCGGGCUACCUGUACCCGGAGGUGGCCAGCCGGCGAGCGGGCUAUGUGGACAACUACUAUCCGGGCUAUUACAAUGGCCAGCAAGCGCUAGCUCAAUAUCCGGGCAGCUAUAGCGGCGCCUAUGCGCCUUAUCCGCAGUACCUGGAGGCACCCGAGCCCAUCAUCGAGAUCAUCAUCAAGGAUGCCAAUGAGACGCUCGCCGAGGAGCCGCCGCAGCCCAUUGUCACCAAGAAGAAGAGGAAGAAGGAGAAAGUGCACGUCUUCUAUGUGAACUACAAGAAGGACCAGAACAACAAGCUGCAUCUGGAGUCGCCCAUUGCCUCGCUGAACAACGACGACAACGAGGAGCCCGAGGAGGAGGAGGAGGAGAUCGUGCACUACCCAGUGACGCCGCUGCCACCGCUCAGAUCGACGACGCUGCGCACCAUCAUUCAUCCGGACUCCGAGAAGUACCACAGCAACAGCGGCAUUCACGUCUCCUUCGGCGCCGAGAACAAGCAUCAGACGGGCCACAUCCUCGAGGAGCACGACGCGGAGAGCAUUCAGCGUCAGGUCGUGGCGCUGCCGCUAACCAACACGCGCGCUGACUACGGCCGCGAGAGCAGCUUUGCGCGUGGUCCCGUUUCCAAUCUGCUCUACGGCAGCAGCAGCAACUAUCAGCAGCAGCAGCAGCAGCAGCAGCAACAUUUGCAUUUUGGCAGCCAGCAGCAGCAGCAGCAGCUGCCUGCACAGCACAACAGCAACUAUUUUAGACCACCAACCAAGCAGCAGCAGCAGCAGCCAGCACAACAGCAACAUUACUAUCAGAAGCAGCAGCAGCAGCAGCAGCAGCAACGGCCCAGCAUAACACAGCAGCAGCUGCCUUCAACAUCUUCUCAGACCAUCUUCAACAAGCUGGUGCAGCAAUCACAAUUCUAUGUCAAUCACAAUCAGCAGUAUCAAACAGCGCAGCAGCAGCAACAGCCACAGCAGCAGCAGCAAUAUCAAAAGCCUCCACACAAGCAGGUGCAGGUGCCAUUCUUUCCCACAAUACCGCCAAAAAGUCAUGAGUUGCCAACGCGUGCCAGCCAAACGCCAUAUCAGCCCAUCAAGUUCCGACCCACGCCAGCGGCAGCGGCGCAAGUCAAGCCAUUGCAGCUGCCACAGCAGCAACAGCAGCAGCAGCAGCAGCAGCAGCAACAACAAUAUCAAACGCCCAAGCCGCAGCCUUAUCAAUUCGUUAGACAGCCGCAGUUUGUGCAGCAGCCGCAGUUUAUAGUGCACUCGCCCACACCAGCAGCAGACUACUAUCCACAGCAGCAGCAGCAGCAACAGCAGCAACAGCAGCAACAGCAGCAACAUAAAUACUCAGCGCUCAACUAUUUUGAUAUUAAGCCCUCCAAGGAGACGGAACUGCUGAAGUCCAUACCCAAGUUUGAGCAGCACAUAACAGAGACUGUGCAGAAUCCACUCAACAAUCAGCAGCAACAGCAGCAGCAGCAACAUGUUGCCCAUCAGCAAUUCUCUUACAGCAGCAAUCGCAAUGAGGUGAUUCAUGACAUACCCGCGCCCAAUCUGGCACCCAAUGCAGCACAGCCACAAGCACAGCCCCUUACGGGUCACUACAUUACAGCCAGCUCCACGCAGCAGCAGCAGCAGCAGCAACCACAGCAGCAGCAGCAGCAGCAGCAACAAUUUAGCUUUGCCAGCGAAGCGCCGCCUGUUUAUGCCGAGUCAACGCAUGGCCAGAAGGUAAUGGUGGUGACGCCAGUGCCGCCUUCCUCCAGCUAUGCCAGCUACAAUCAGUAUCAGGCGCAGAAUGAGCAGGUGAUACAGGUGCACCCGCAGGCGCAGCCCAGCAACAGCUAUGUCCAGCAGCCCAGGCAGUCGAGCGCGAGCGCAGCUGUGGACAAUUCGCCUUUCAGCGUGUCCACCUAUCACUCGGAUGUGUUCAAGGAGCUGCAGCAGCGACAGCAACACGAGCAGCAGCAGCAGCAGCAGCAGCAAUCGAACUAUGUCACACCAGCAGCAGCAGCCGCAGCAGCAACUGUUGCUGCUCCCACCUCAGCAGCACCCACAGCUGCGCCCAAUGGCAAAGCCUCGCAGACGCUGCUGCAGCUGCCCGACGAAGUGCCCGACGAUCUGCGCCAGCAACUCUUCUCCUCAGGCAUACUGAACAAUGCCGACAUCUCGGUGCUGGACUACGACAAGCAGGGCGACAUCGCUCUGGAGAACUUGCCGGCGGAGCAUCUGCAGCAUUUCUACGGCGCUGGCGGCGGCGCCCAAAUAGCCGAGACCAACAAGGUGCUGACUGUGGUCAAGCCCAACGGCGACAAGGUGGCGCUCAGCGAGAAGCAAAUCGAUCGCGUCAAGCAGACCAACUCGCUGCCCCAGAAGCAGAAUCUGGACGUCAAGGUGGUGCGCUACGACGCCGCACAGGGCCAGAGCGUGAGCGACAAGUACGUGCGCAGUGAUGCCACCGUCGUGACACCUGUGGAGCUCGCCGAGCGUCAGCAGUACAAUCGCUAUUUGCCGCUGAAGAUCAACGGCGCACAGUUUCCGAUACCCGACAGCGAGGAGUUGCAGGGCAAGAAGAUCGUGAGCGUGGUGGUGCUGGCUCCGGUGGAGGCGCAGCCACAAUCCAGCGAGGCCAGGAGCAGCAGCGGCAGCGUGGACAGCAAGGAAGUCAAGUUUCUGGGCGGUGAGCUGGUCAAGACGCUGGUCAAGAAGCCCACCAAGGACAACUUCAAGCGCUGGCUCGAGAAGGAAGCGCGCACAGAUAUCGAAUUGCAGUCGGUGGUGCUGCUGGUGGCCAAAGCCAGCGAGCAGGCGGAGCAGGAGAUCUUUAUGUACGACAUUGCAACGGGCAGCGUGAAUAAACUGAAUGGCGAGCUCUCCAGCACCUUUGUGAAUGUGGCCGAGGAGAAUGCCAGCAGUGAGGAUCUGGAGCAUGCUGCCACACUUGACCCCAGCUCCAUAGAGACCAUGAUGCAGCUGCGUCGCAGAUAGACACUCACACACACAUGCAGAGAGACAUUAUGCCAUUUAGAUACUCGAGCUAUUCUUGUACUAGAUACAAAUUCUAAACUUCAUUAUAUUUUGACACCCAUACACACACACACACACACACCCAUAUCUGCACACACAGA
Molecule: messenger RNA, 3433 nt
Organism: Drosophila hydei
Lineage: Eukaryota; Metazoa; Arthropoda; Insecta; Diptera; Drosophilidae
Product: bromodomain-containing protein 4B
Exons: 4
Coding region: 48-3293 (1081 amino acids)
Biological process (GO): regulation of transcription by RNA polymerase II
Cellular component (GO): nucleus
Molecular function (GO): transcription cis-regulatory region binding
Source: RefSeq, a predicted model, not a curated record